Molecule: messenger RNA, 1237 nt
Organism: Saccoglossus kowalevskii
Lineage: Eukaryota; Metazoa; Hemichordata; Enteropneusta; Harrimaniidae
Product: BMP-binding endothelial regulator protein-like
Cellular component (GO): extracellular matrix
Source: RefSeq, a predicted model, not a curated record
CAACUGUAACUGAUACUGCCGACUAUAUCUGAAGUUCUCCAUUGUUUGAAAUCAUGCAUCGUCUGAUUCUUCUUUCCUUUGCGUUAGUAGCUGUCAUUGCAACCACGUCCACUGAAGUAAAGGCAUCGCCAGUAACAGACUCGGAUAUAGAGAAAACUGGAGAUGAAACUCACGAACUCUCAAAACGCGGUGGCAGGAUCAGGAUUCACAUAUUCGGUCUAUGUUUAAUAGACAUCGAAUGGGACAGAAAACGGUCAUCGUUUUACAGGUCAACAGAGUUUCAAAUAGCUGUCCAAGCAAAGACUGGGGAAAUCGUGUACAAUGGACCUGUUUCCGUAGAGGAUGGUGCAACAGAAGUUGACGUAACUUCCGAUUUCAAACCAGAUCCUGAAAUGCAGUAUAUCGUACAUUAUACUGCCAAUAAUGGCGCUAGUGGUAGUGUGCCACUUGACUGUGGCACAGUCAAAAAAGACCCACAUGUGACCACAUUCGAUGGGUUUAAGUACAACUUCAAUGGAAACUGUUCAUAUACAUUGACUAAGAGCUGUGAUAGUGAUAUCCACCCAUCGUUUGAAGUCACUGCUGAUUUCCGUGCAAGAAACCGUAGCUACCCAUACAAACCAGUGACAUUCAUGGUUGCGUUCAAUGUGACUUCAAAUGGAAAACAACUGAUUCGAAUAAAUGAAGACGACACAGUGCUGAUCAAAGGAAAGCCCAUUGCGCCACCAUCGGCAGAGAUUGGCAAUGAUGAAGGCUACAUCGAUGUAGAACAAAAUGGAAUCAACAUAUAUCUGAAGAAGCCUGCUUUAUCUUUGACAUGGGAGAGACGGAUUCAUGGUCUAAACAUUGGAUUUAAUGACAUUAACCUGCGUGGUAAAGUGUGUGGAUUGCUUGGAAAUGAUGAUGGUAAUCCACAUAACGACUUCACUCUUCCGGAUGGACGACGAACGUUUCACGCCGAGGAGUUUGGAAAUAGUUGGUUAAUUCCCGACAGCUGUCCCUAAAGUUGUCGUUGAUGAUACACGAUUGUGUGCUUAUGCUACUAUGGUGGUUUAUGGCUUAUUUCAUAACGGUUUAUUGAUAACAAUAAGUUUACAUAUUAUGUUUUCGGAAGAAUAAUUCUGGCAACUUAUUUUGAUUGUUCAAGAUUACAGCAUAUUUUAAUGGGUUGGUUCUCGGAAUAUUAACACUGUACUGUACUUGUUUUGGUUCAAAAUAAAACGGGUGUAUAAUGGGA